ACAGUUUGGACAAAGACUGUUUCUCAAUGGCUGUCUGUGCCUCUGACAGAGGAAGAAGAGAGGAGAAACCAUUGCACAAGAACCACCUCCGAAAAGAGACAAAAAAUGCAAAUGGUUCACCUGGAGGAUUCUGGACACUCACGUGACUGCACGUGUGCCGGCGGAGCAGAGAGAGUUGGCGCGGGGUGAGGAGGUCACUGCCCAUGCUGCCUGACCUGACGACAAAGAGGAAGGGUGGAAGUCCUGUCCCAGGCUUCUUCUGUCUGGCUAAAGCUGAUCUGAGUGAUGGUGGAGGAUCGAGCAGCCAAUGGAGCACCAGAACCGGUCACCAUGGUGACGGGCGGCAAUAAACCUGUGCACCGCUUCCUCAAAGGACAACCCAAGAGUAUCGGAAUAGUGCUGGUGAUGAUGGGCAUAUGUCUGUUCAUGUUUGGAAUCGUCAUAGACGUGCGGUCAGAUGUGACCACCUCAGCAGACAUGUACAGCCCGUUCUGGCUCGGGACGCUGUUCUUUAUCUGUGGUCUUCUGUAUAUACUGUCAGAACGCAACCCCUCCAAAAAGAUCAUCACCGCCAGCUUUGCUUUGAGCAUCAUCUCAACCAUUGGAGCGAUCUGUGCGUGUGUGGAUUUCUCCAGAGCCAUCGUUGGGCUCCAUCACACAUACUGGUCUCAUCUGAGUGAGAAUCAGACAGAGGAGGAGAGACACUACGUCCUACAACAUUAUAUGUCCAUCGACCUGAUGGAGCAAGUGUUCUUCUGCCACAGCUUGAUAGGAGGGAUUCUGCUCAUAACCAUGACGUUCUUCGCCCGGGCGGCGCUGCGGUCCAGCCGGACUCAGGCUGUUGUUGUCAUGAGGAACCUGCCGUCAGCGGAGUGAACAGACCGGAUCAUCUGAACAUCCACCUAAUGAAGAAGGAUAAUUCAGUGAGAAUCCACUGAGAUCUUCAGAUUUGCUCACAGUAAAUGGGCAUUAUAAUGUAGUGUCUGUUUCAGUGUUACUAACACCAGUGUUUUGUUCUGAGACCGACAAUAUAAGACAGUCAUCAGUGCAAAAAAUGAUGCUCUUGUUUUCCAGUCAAAUACUUUCUUAAAUCAAGAUACAUUCAUUCAAGAAACAAAAUUACACUUUAUUUUAAGGUUUUGUAUCAAAUGAAGUGAGUUUGUGCUUAAAACAAGAAUAUCUGCCAAUGGGGUCAGACAAAUAAUCUUGUUUUCCCUUUGCAUUCAAUUAUUUUUCUGACACAUUCACAGAUAUUUGUUCUCGUUUUAAGCUUAAACUCAAUUUUGAUGCAUUUCUCAGAAAACAAAACUUAAUAUCUUCAGUCAUUUUGCUUCUCCAGGAAAUGUAUCUUGAUUUAAGAAUGUUUAGAUAUUUGUGCUGGAAAACAAAUUUUUGUUUUUCAAUUCUUUGCACAUUAACACAAAAACACAUUAAAUCUUGGCUAUAUACUGUGAGAACAUUCAUCACGCCUUGAACUUAUCUUUGUGAUAUCAUUGUAUUUUAUAUUAAGCUGUGUAUUAAAACUUUAGUCCAGGAGAAAGACGUCAACCUCUCAUGUACAGAAGAUGGAGAAAGUCAUAAACACUCUUUACGAUGCAGAUAUGAGCACACACGUCAGAGAGCGCUUCAUCUGUUGUGUUCAAACAUCUUUACACUCAAAUCAUAAUCAUUCCUAAUCAUCUGACACGUUUCAGACACACAUAUACAUCUUCCAGAUGAAAACGCUCAAAUCAAACAGAUGUGAAUGAGUGAUGAAGUUUAUUGACAAACUGAUUGUAAACUUGUAUGUCCAAAACCUUAUCUUUGCUAAAUAAUACUAUCUAUAAAUACUGUAACAGACCUAAUAAUUAAAUCUAAAGAUUUGCUAAUAUUACUAACACUCAAAUAAACAUAAAUGUGUACUGAAA
Messenger RNA from Megalobrama amblycephala (Wuchang bream), 1907 nucleotides. RefSeq lists its product as uncharacterized. The transcript has 8 exons. Gene Ontology annotation, cellular component: membrane. Bases 286 to 876 code for a protein of 196 amino acids. The record is from RefSeq and is a predicted model, not a curated record. NCBI's taxonomy places the organism in Eukaryota, Metazoa, Chordata, Actinopteri, Cypriniformes, Xenocyprididae.